AUCCAUAAAAAAUAUCCUCCCUCAAAUCCAGCAUUGUUCUUCUCUCACAGAGCAGCGAGCGAACGACGAAAACGUUAUUCGUCGUUUAUCUUCGACCUUCAUUUCCCGGCGGCGACGUUGACGCCUAUCAUGGAGGGUAGGUUUGCUGAAGAACUUUAUGCUGAAAGUUUAGAACUGUCCAAAUUAGAACUCACAUCCACCAGUGUUGCUGAUGAAAAAGAUAAGUUAAACGAUCGCGGUGGUGAUGAUGAUUUGAGUUUCUGGGAUGAUUCUGAUGACAAGUUGGAUAGUUCGUUGGAUUUGGACAGGGAGUGGCAGAGGAGGCAUGACCAAUUCCAUACGAUUGGGUAUCGAGAUGGUCUUAUAGCAGGGAAGGAAGCUUCUGCUCAAGAGGGCUUCAAUAUUGGUUUUAAGCAAUCGGUUCUUGAUGGUUACAGCUGGGGUGUUGUAAGAGGUGUUACCAGUGCUUUUUCUCAUCUUCCACACGAAUUAAAAGAGAGGUUGAUUCCACCACAAGAAAAGAGGAACGAAUUCCAAGGGCUGUAUGAAUCCGUGCAUUCUUUGUCAACACCAGAUGCUCUUGGAUUGUUUGGUGAAGAAAUCAAAGCAGGAGAAGCUUUGGAACAUAGUGAACACUCGGAACAAUCUUGCCAUGGCUCUCAACUGAGAAAUUAUCGUGGACAACUUGAAUCUCUGAUUAGUGAUUCUCCGGCCAUUGAUAUCCAUUUACCUGAACCAAAAUAAAUGGUGAUCUCUCUAUUUUAUGUAAUAUACUUCAACAUAGAAUGAUAAGAGCUUCUUGUAGGACACAUUUUCCGACUUUAUGAUUGUAAAAACAUAUCAGUUGGUGUAAUUGUUUAGUUUUAUUAAAAGUUUGCUUUAGUUUUUUGGUAAGUUAAAA
Messenger RNA from Vigna unguiculata (cowpea), 901 nucleotides. RefSeq lists its product as uncharacterized. The record is from RefSeq and is a predicted model, not a curated record. Lineage: Eukaryota; Viridiplantae; Streptophyta; Magnoliopsida; Fabales; Fabaceae.